AUGAACGCCCAUGGCCGUGCCUUCAUUCGUCCGCUCAGCGCCAUGUCAGACCACGGACAGGUCCAGCUUCGUCUUCCCGUUCAGCCUCCCGCAUCCCCCACCCCGCACACCCCGGCCUGUCGCUCUACCGCCUCGCAUCUCAGUCUUCGCCGCUUUGCUCAUAACUAUGUCUUCGGGGCCGCAUCUCGCAUAGGGUCUACUUGUUCGCACCCCUCAUCUGAGCCUUCUUCGCAUGAAUCUCCUCCCCCAUCCUUCCCGACUUCUUCAGAGACCGUGUCGUUCGCUGACCUCGCCUCAUCAUCAUCUACAUCUCAGCAUGCGCAGGCCACAGAGGGGUCGCCGCCGCUCUCUCAGGGAGGAAACACGUCCCCUUGUCGCCGACCUCGCAGCAACAAUUUCUUCUCUUCAUCCACAUUGCGACAUGCUUCAUCCUCGCACUUAUCGGUUAACCCAGAAAAUCAAUCCUCCUCCUCAACCGCUUUACCGCCGCUAGUUGUGCGGAAGCGACCCACUGAACGAUGCUCAGUGCCUAAGCGUUACAGGGAGGAAAUUAGCGUUGAUGCCCUCACUCUCAAGUUUGAAAGUCUGCUUGGAAGUGGUACGCCAAGUUGGAAGUCUCGUGCCAUAUCUAAGAGUGGACGCUCUCUCAGUGCCAAGAAGGCAUUGAAAACAAGCAAGGCCUUCGUAGCCGCCUUUGGUGAGCUCAAUAUCGAAAGGCCUGCGAAUACUGACGGCGAAAUUAUCGAGACCCUGUACGUUAUAGUCGGUUGCUGUAGAAGUGUCACUAGUAGAUUGCUAGCGGUGAUAUCUGCACAUAAACACAUCGCCCCCUAUCGCUCCAAGACGAGCCAUUUUAACGGCCGGUUUAGUGCAGGGAUGAACCUGAAUCUCGUUACUGUGACCCCUGUAUUCUGUAGCUGUGCAUGUCUUUCGCACGUAUGUGUCUGCCUUUGGCACUCGGCAUGA
Messenger RNA from Chondrus crispus (carragheen), 966 nucleotides. RefSeq lists its product as hypothetical. The coding region runs from base 1 to 966 and encodes 321 amino acids. The transcript is spliced from 3 exons. Lineage: Eukaryota; Rhodophyta; Florideophyceae; Gigartinales; Gigartinaceae. The record is from RefSeq and is a predicted model, not a curated record.